GGCCUCCGCGGGAGCUGUGCGCAGGCGUGGACUGGAGGCGGAGCAGCCUCCCCCCCCCGCGCGCUCAGUUCCUAGUAAGUCACAUGACGCGCUGCGCGGACGUCUGAAUGCGCCGCCCUCGACUCGCAGGUGGCUGAGGAGGAGGAGGAGGAGGAGGCGCCCCCGCCCCCCCGACAGCACAGGGCCCAGGCCUCUUGGCUAUGGACAACAAACACUAUCGGCGAGGGAGUUUCCAGAGCAGCACCAGCGAUGAAGACAUGGUGGAGGUGGCAGGGGGGACGCUGGACUUCUCCAUGGUGGACGACGUUCCUCCUCUGGACAGGGAGAUGGCUGAAGGCUUCUCCUCAUACAAUGGAGGUGGGAUGAAUGGUGCAAGCAAGAUGAUGGAUUUUCUGGAAGAGCCGCUCCCUGGCGUGGGGACCUAUGAAGACUUCAACACGAUAGACUGGGUGCGCGAAAAGUCUCGUGACCGUGACCGGCACAGAGAGAUCACCAAUAAAAGCAAAGAGUCUACCUGGGCCCUGAUCCACAGUGUCAGCGAUGCUUUCUCAGGAUGGCUACUAAUGCUGCUAGUAGGCUUGUGGGCAGGUGCACUUGCUGGCUUGAUUGACAUCUCCACCCACUGGAUGACGGACCUGAAGGAAGGGGUGUGCUCGGAGGGCUUUUGGUUCAACCGCGAACAUUGUUGCUGGAAAUCAGACGUGACGUUCGAGGACAGGAACAACUGCUCAGAGUGGAAGACCUGGGCACACCUUCUGACUGUCGAGGGAGAAGGGGCUUUUGCUUACAUCCUCAACUACUUCAUGUACGUCCUCUGGGCACUGCUCUUCUCUCUGCUGGCCGUGCUGCUGGUCAGGGGCUUUGCUCCAUAUGCGUGUGGCUCAGGGAUCCCAGAGAUCAAAACCAUCUUAAGUGGGUUCAUCAUUCGGGGCUACCUGGGCAAGUGGACGCUGCUCAUCAAGACCAUGACGCUGGUGCUGGCCGUUUCCUCGGGCCUGAGUCUAGGCAAGGAGGGGCCCUUAGUGCAUGUGGCCUGCUGCUGCGGGAACAUCCUUUGCCACUUCAUUGCCAAGUACAGGAAGAACGAGGCCAAGCGCCGAGAGGUAUUAUCGGCUGCUGCAGCGGCUGGCGUGUCAGUGGCAUUUGGUGCUCCCAUCGGUGGUGUCCUUUUCAGUCUAGAAGAGGUCAGCUACUACUUCCCCCUCAAGACUUUGUGGCGCUCCUUCUUUGCCGCACUGGUGGCGGCCUUCACUUUGCGCUCCAUCAACCCCUUUGGGAACAGCCGCCUGGUCCUCUUCUACGUGGAGUUCCACACCCAGUGGCAUCUGCUGGAGCUGGUGCCCUUCAUCCUCUUGGGCAUCUUCGGGGGCCUCUGGGGGGCCUUCUUCAUUCGCAGCAAUAUCGCCUGGUGCCGGAGGCGCAAGACCACCAAGCUGGGCAAGUACCCCGUGGUGGAGGUGCUGGUGGUGACGGCCAUCACAGCCGUCCUGGCCUUCCCCAACGAGUACACCCGCAUGAGCACCAGCGAGCUCAUCUCUGAGCUCUUCAAUGACUGCAGCAUUCUGGACUCCUCCGAGCUCUGCGACUACUACAACGCCAGCAAUCCCAACAGCACCAAGGCUGCGGGCCCAGGAGUCUACAAGGCCAUGUGGAAGCUGGCCCUGGCCCUCCUCCUGAAAGUCUUCAUCACGAUAUUCACGUUUGGCAUGAAGGUGCCUUCAGGACUCUUCAUUCCUAGCAUGGCUGUUGGGGCCAUCGUCGGCCGGCUGCUGGGGGUAGGGAUGGAGCAGCUAGCUUUCCACCACACUGAAUGGGGUAUUUUCAAGCACUGGUGCAGCCCAGGGGCCGACUGCAUCACUCCCGGCCUCUAUGCAAUGGUCGGGGCUGCAGCCUGCCUAGGAGGCGUGACUCGCAUGACCGUAUCUCUCGUGGUCAUCAUGUUUGAACUCACGGGGGGGCUGGAGUACAUCGUGCCCCUGAUGGCUGCUGCCAUGACCAGCAAGUGGGUAGCAGACGCCAUUGGCCGGGAGGGCAUCUAUGAUGCCCACAUCCGCCUGAAUGGAUACCCUUUCCUGGAGGCCAAGGAGGAGUUUUCGCACAAGACGCUGGCCAUGGACGUCAUGAGGCCGCGGCGCAGCGACCCCCCCUUGACAGUCCUCACACAGGACAGCAUGACGGUUGAGGAUGUGGAGGCCAUUAUCAACGAGACUACCUACAGCGGCUACCCAGUUGUGGUGUCCAGGGAGUCCCAGCGUCUUGUCGGGUUCGUCCUCCGGCGAGACCUCAUCAUCUCCAUCGCUCCCAAUUUUUCUUCCCCAAGAAAAUGCCCGGAAGAAGCAAGAUGGAAUUGUGAGCAGCUCCAUUAUUUAUUUCACCGACCACUCCCCACCGCUGCCUCCCAGUUCCCCAUCUGCACUCAAACUCCGGAGCAUCCUGGACCUCAGUCCUUUCACUGUGACGGAUCAAACGCCCAUGGAGAUUGUGGUGGACAUUUUCCGCAAACUUGGGCUUCGCCAGUGCCUGGUUACGCACAACGGGAAGCUUCUGGGGAUCAUUACCAAAAAGGACGUAUUAAAGCACAUCGCACAGAUGGCAAACCAGGAUCCAAACUCCAUUUUGUUCAAUUGAACAUGGGGGAGGGGUGCUUCUCAUCCCUCCUGCCAAGGAACUUUAUUCUACGGACUCCUAAAGUGUUGCUUCUCGUUUUCACUGAGAACCCGGAGCUGUCUUCAGAGUUUUUUUUUCCUGUAUGGAGCUAACGAUAAUCAUGUUUUAUUUUUUCUACAAGAUAACCAAUUGCACUAUAUAAUCUGUGGAAAUUUAAUCUUAGGAGAAAAGACUUUAUGAUAUAAUCCUCUUUGAAGUGGCAUUGGGAAAGGAAAGUCCUUGAGGGAGUAAAAGAAACAUUGAGAACCGAAUAAACCUCCUGCUUUAUUUAAUUUAA
Hemicordylus capensis (graceful crag lizard) is the source of this 2944-nucleotide messenger RNA. RefSeq names its product chloride voltage-gated channel 5 (gene CLCN5). The transcript has 13 exons. Bases 201 to 2759 code for a protein of 852 amino acids. Gene Ontology annotation, cellular component: membrane; synaptic vesicle; early endosome. Gene Ontology annotation, molecular function: voltage-gated chloride channel activity. Gene Ontology annotation, biological process: transmembrane transport; chloride transport. The record is from RefSeq and is a predicted model, not a curated record. NCBI's taxonomy places the organism in Eukaryota, Metazoa, Chordata, Lepidosauria, Squamata, Cordylidae.